AUGAAGGUCUUCUGUUUGAUCCUUUGUGUUUGUUUAGUGGCUUCUCAGGCAAGCCAUCUUGAUGAGAGGUCCAUCGAAGUGAGAUCAGCGUUGAGUAGGGUUCAGCACUUCGUCCAUAAUGCAAUGUCCGUAGCAAUCAGUGGUUGUCAACUAGUAUCCACGUUCGUCAAUGCACCAGUGUGUGUAGCAAUGGGUAUAGUGCCGGAAGCCAAGGCAUUAGAGGCUUGUGGAGUGUACACAGUAGGGUUUCAAAUCUGUCAUGCAGUCGUGGAAGGAGUCAGGACCUACUGCUCUCAAUAUGGAACAAGUCUUCCUGGUGGUGAUGCUGCCAACAAGAUCAUUUGUGAAGCUGUUCAGAGGAAGGGUUGA
Messenger RNA from Lottia gigantea (owl limpet), 369 nucleotides. RefSeq lists its product as hypothetical. The coding region runs from base 1 to 369 and encodes 122 amino acids. The record is from RefSeq and is a predicted model, not a curated record. Lineage: Eukaryota; Metazoa; Mollusca; Gastropoda; Lottiidae. The transcript has 2 exons.